Messenger RNA from Oppia nitens, 4028 nucleotides. RefSeq names its product ATP-binding cassette sub-family C member 4-like. The transcript has 16 exons. Gene Ontology annotation, cellular component: membrane. Gene Ontology annotation, biological process: transmembrane transport. Lineage: Eukaryota; Metazoa; Arthropoda; Arachnida; Sarcoptiformes; Oppiidae. The record is from RefSeq and is a predicted model, not a curated record. The coding region runs from base 30 to 4028 and encodes 1332 amino acids. Gene Ontology annotation, molecular function: ATP hydrolysis activity; ABC-type transporter activity; ATP binding.
AUUGUUUUACAACAACAACAACAAAAUUGAUGGACAUUAAGGAACUAAUAACCAUACCUUCCCCAUGGGAUCGCAUUAAUUUGGUAUCAAAAUAUACAUUUAGUUUUGUAUGGCGUCUAUUUAUCCAGGCCUACAAAAAGGACCUGGAGUUUGGCGACCUAUACCGGUGCUCAAAAUCAGAUGAAACGGCGUGCGUGCGAAACAAAUUGGAAAAAAACUGGAACAAUGAGCUAAUAGCUAAUAAAACUAAUAAAAAGAAGCCAUCCCUGACUAUGGCACUGUUCAAAACGUUUGCACCCGAAUUUCUACCUUGGUUAUUGUUGAGCACAUUUCAAGAGGUUAUCAUCAAAGUCAGUUUGCCGCUAAUGUUGGGCUAUGUUGUACGCUAUUUUCAGGGCGACCCACAAAUCGGCCGCCAGUGGGCCGUAUGGUCAGCGGUAGGCAUUGUGUUGGCCUCUAUUGUCGACCGUUUAUUUAUCAAUCAUAUUGCGUUUUGCAAUACUCUGCGCAUUGGUAUGCGUAUGAGAGUGGCCACAUCGGCACUAAUCUAUCGUAAGUCUAUGAAAUUGAGUCGUUCAUCACUGGGAAAGACAACUGUCGGCCAAAUAGUAAACAUACUGUCCAAUGAUGUCAACCGUUUUGAUGAGUUUUCCUAUUACCCGCACGCAAUUGUGGUAGCACCGUUACAGUCGGCACUGAUACUCUAUCUUCUAUGGGGACAGUUAGGCUGGCCCUGUUUGGCCGGUAUGGCAAUGCUUAUACUGUUUGUACCGUUCCUGUUGUUGGUCGGCUCAUUGUUUCGACUGAUUCGCCAAAAGACCUCAGUGUUGACCGAUCGGCGCAUACGUGUCAUGAAUGAGAUGAUUGCCGGUAUGCGUGUCAUCAAAAUGUAUACCUGGGAAAAGCCGUUUGCACUGUUGGUUUCCGAUAUACGCAAAUCGGAAGUAAAACGGAUCCGUAACAGCAAUUUUCUCAAAGGUGUCAAUCUAUCCAUUUGUUUUCUAUUGCCCCGUAUUGUUGUCUACCCGUGCCUAUUGCUGUAUGUGCUGAUGAUCAACAAUGGCCGGUUGACUGCCGACGUUGUGUUUGUUACCGUAAGCUAUGUUAAUAGUAUGCGGGUUAUGAUCGGUAAGGGUUUACCUCAUCUAUUCGCUGCAACCAAUGAACUGGUAGUUGUUAUCAGACGUAUAGAGGAGUUCCUAUCGCUCGAUGAUAUUAAACAUAUUGAUAACAACAAUUCUGAUGGAGUAACUGAUGGUUUGAAUAGUGGUUGUAAUGUCGAUGAAAAGGGUGUAUUCAUUGAUAAUAUGACUGCCCGUUGGUCUUAUGACGUGACUGAGCCGACACUUAAAGAUAUCAGUAUAUGUGUAAAACCGGGACAAUUGUUGGCCAUCAUCGGAUCGGUAGGCAGUGGAAAGAGUUCAGUAUUGAUGUCAGUGCUAAACGAGAUGAUACUGUCAUCGGGUGAUUCAUUGCGAGUAACGGGUCGGCUAUCCUAUGCACCGCAAGAGUCGUGGGCUUUCAUUGCCAGUGUCAGGGAUAACAUACUGUUUGGUCAGCCGUACGAUGAGCACCGGUAUCGGCGAGUGGUCGAAGUUUGUGCACUGGACAGGGAUUUGAAACUGUUUCCUUAUGGCGAUCGGACACUGGUUGGUGAAAAGGGUGUACUGUUGAGUGGCGGCCAAAAAGCACGUAUCAAUUUGGCCAGAGCUUUGUAUCGUGAGGCCGAUAUCUAUUUGUUGGACGACCCGCUAUCGGCAGUGGACGCACACGUGGCUAAACAUAUAUUUCAAAAAUGUAUUGUUGAUUAUCUGAAAGACAAGGCACGCAUACUAGUCACACAUCAGAUCCAGUAUCUGAGAAAAGCCCAUAAGAUACUGGUGCUCGAAGAAGGCCGGUGUGUAGCACUGGGCAGCUAUGACGAGCUCAGGGAGUCGGGCAUCGAUCUGAUGUCCUAUCAACAGACCACUACUCCUGACAACCACACAAAUCUGGUCAGCACUGGACCACCACCACUACCGAUGAACAGUUCAAUGAUGUUCACACCAUUGCUGGUCAGCAGUACUAUCAGUGACGGCGGUUCGGAUAUCAGAUCACAUGAUGUCGUUGACGAUGACAUUGUUUCCAUUAACGAGUCAACGACCGCUAGUUUGGAUAACCCGCAGAUCAAAGCCGAAAACAAAAUAGUCGGUAGUCUUGAUUCGACCAUCUAUUGGGACUAUAUUAAGGCCGGCGCCGGACCAAUGUUGAUGUCGACAACAGUUUUGAUGGUAUUGUUGUCACAAACGCUAUAUCAGGGAAGCGACUAUUGGCUGUCCUAUUGGACAAAUAACAAUGAAACUAAUGAUAACAAUCAAAAUGAAUAUAUUUAUGUAUAUACCGGUAUGAUUGUAGGCCUGUGCGUAACAUCACUGUUGGCCACUGUAUCGUUUUAUAUGAUGUGUAUGCGGGCAUCGAUAAUACUAUAUAAGCGUAUAUUUUCCACACUAUUGAGAGCACCGAUACAUGUAUUUGAAAGUUCACCGGCAGGCCGUAUAUUGAAUCGGUUCGCCAAAGAUACCGGUAUUAUUGAUGAACAGUUACCAACGGCAGCAUUUGAUUUUAUAAUAAAUCUAAGUCUAAUGAUCGGCAAUCUAGUGCUCAAUGCAACCGUCAACUGGCUUCUGGUGUUUCCGGCAAUCAUAUUACUGGUUUUGGUAUACAUGUGUCGGUAUUUCUAUAUUAGGGCCGCCCGUGAUAUCAAACGCAUGGAAGGCUUAUCCCGGAGCCCAAUCUAUUCGCACGUUAGCAACACAUUGGCCGGUCUGACGUCAAUCCGAUCGCUGGACGGCCAGCGCAUGUUUGAGCGUCAGUACGAAUGUCACCAAAACGACAACACCGCCACAUAUUUUAUGUUUCUCUGUACGUCCCGAGCACUGGGCGUACUUCUGGAAGGCGUUUUUCUCAUCUAUAUCGCUGCAAUCGUAGCUUUUGUAAUGUCAGCUACCGAUGAAAGUGACACUAUGUCCGGCGGUAACGCUGGCCUACUAUUGUCGUCCUCACUGAUGCUAACGGGAACAGCACAGCACGCGGUCCGGUGUUCGACAGAUCUCGAGUCCUAUAUGACUGCUGUCGAGCGGGUACUCGAGUAUACCCAUAUCGAUCCGGAAGCCGAUCUGGAAUCGCCAGCCGAUAGAAAACCUGCAAUCGAUUGGCCACAAUCGGGUAGUAUUGAGUUUGUCGACAUGAGUCUACAGUACGUCGAAUCUACUGAACCUGUACUUAAAGGUCUAACUCUAUCGUUCAGCGGCGGCGAAAAGAUUGGUGUUGUCGGCCGUACCGGUGCUGGCAAAUCGUCAAUAAUUGCUGCAAUGUUUCGCUUGACCGAACCCAACGGCCAGAUACUCAUCGACGGCAUCGAUAUCUGCCGUAUUGGUCUGCAUGAACUGAGACGUCAGAUAUCGAUCAUACCUCAAGAUCCGGUACUGUUUACCGGUUCGGUGCGGAAAAACUUGGAUCCGUUUGACGAACAUCCGAACGACGAGCUGUGGGCUGUCUUAGAUGAGGUACAGCUCCGGGAUGUUAUCAGUAAAUUGCCCGGUACGCUUGAUGGCCACAUUACCGAAGGCGGUUCAAAUUUCAGUGUUGGCCAACGUCAACUGGUAUGUCUGGCCAGAGCAAUACUUCGGGACAAUAAGAUACUGGUGUUGGACGAGGCGACUGCCAAUGUUGACCAUCAAACUGAUGCACUAAUACAGCGGACAAUACGCCAUCGGUUUCGCAACUGUACUGUCCUGACGAUUGCCCAUCGAUUGAACACAAUUAUCGAUUCGGAUAAAGUGCUGGUAUUAGACGCCGGCCAAGUGGUUGAAUACGGAGCGCCGCACAAACUGCUGGAAGAAUCGCCCGACGGUCUGUUUGCUCAGUUGGUCAGUCAAACGGGCAAACAUAUGGCCAGUCGUUUGCGUCAAACGGCUAAACAUUACUAUUCACACAAAUUUGACGUACAGUUUGAUAAAAUUGAAUCCGAGAAUAAUAUAAGUAUUUAA